Messenger RNA from Stegastes partitus (bicolor damselfish), 2030 nucleotides. It is a transcript of the gene slc25a46, whose product is annotated as solute carrier family 25 member 46. Gene Ontology annotation, cellular component: mitochondrial outer membrane. Gene Ontology annotation, biological process: mitochondrial membrane fission; mitochondrial fission. The transcript is spliced from 5 exons. The record is from RefSeq and is a predicted model, not a curated record. The coding region runs from base 154 to 1218 and encodes 354 amino acids. Lineage: Eukaryota; Metazoa; Chordata; Actinopteri; Pomacentridae.
AGGUCAAACCGGCCAGGACGAUCGUUCCUCCGUUAAUCGUUCCUCCGGACUUCACCGGACCGCUCUGUGCGCAUUUUGAUGCCCGCCUCUGACGUCCGUUAGCCGGAUCUCAGUCACGGUCCUUCCGGCCUCUGUCCUCUCACCGACCCUCUGAUGGCUUCCAGGCGGCCGGACAGCUUCGACGGGCUCGGCUACCGUGGCCGCGACGACCCGCUGUACGGAGCCAGCUACCCGGUUCGGAGCGCCGGAGCCCCCGCUGAGCUGCAGCACCACCACUGGGUCACGACGCCGCCGGACAUCCCUGGCAGCCGUAACCUGCACCCUGGAGAGCGGACACCGUUGCACGACGAGCCGCUGGGAGAGCCCGGAGGUCCCGUGCCUGGCUGGGACGCUCCGCAGCCCGGACUCCCGCCAGCUGAGCAGCUGAACCGCUUUGCUGGCUUUGGAAUCGGACUGGUCAGUCUGUUCACAGAGAACGUCCUCUCUCAUCCCUGCAUCGUGUUCCGCAGACAGUGUCAGGUAUCAGCCGCUCCUCACCUGUACCUGAUCAAUACCGCUGAUUGGUUGACGGCGGCGGUGGCUCUUCCGUUUUACUGUGCCAGCCUCAUCGAGACCGUCCAGAGUGAGAUCGUGCGCGAUGAGUCGUCGUCGGGGCUGCUGGACUGUGUCCGUGAAGGCGUGGCUCGUCUGCUGGGCGUCGGCGCUCCUCACAGCCGCCGCCUGCUGCCUCUCAGCUGCCUGCUGCUUCCCGCCGCGCUGCACGCUGUGCUGCGUUACGCCAUUGCAGCCUCUGUCCAGCGAGCGGCGCUGUGGCUGCACCAGCGGGGCAGGAAGCAGCGAGCGGACCCAUCCAACCCGCUGGACGUCUACUUCCCCGAGCUGGCGGCGGCGUGGGUGGGGUCUCUGGUGGCCGACGUGGUGGUGUUUCCUCUGGAGACGGCGCUGCACCGCCUCAGCCUGCAGGGCACACGCACCAUCAUCGACGCCACUGACGGCGCGGUGGCCGCUGCCGAUGGCGGCAGCCCGCUGGUUCUGCCCGUCAACACGCAGUACGACGGCUUCUCCGACUGCCUGCACGCCAUUCGCCGCAAAGAGGGCCGAGCCGGCUUCUAUCGCGGCUUCGGUGCGCUGGUGGCGCAGUACGCGCUACACGGAGCGCUGCUCGCCGCUGCCAGGACGCUACUCAGGCUGCUGCUGCUGGACACCAAGGCCGGCUAGGGUGUUACUAUGGAGACGCAGCAUCACCUCCCACUGAGGUCAGCUGGAAACUUCCACGUGUCAUCAGUGAGCUGUCACCACGGCAACAGGAUGUUUCUUCGGUUAAAGAGAAGAAACAAGUAAACAAACAGGAAGUACUGUCGUCUGAUUGGGUAAGAACUUGCUGGCUGGGAAGUGAUUGUGUAACCGCUUCCAUGGAAACCAGGUGUAGCGCCAUAGAAACCACCCUACCCUGACACUGAAAGAAACUCCUGGAUCCCUGUUACCUAGCAACACAAAUGCCACUUAGGAACCACUUUGCAGCACCACAGGGAACACUCUGGGAUUAGCCUAGCUUAGCAUAAUAGUUGUAGUGGUCACUUUGUUGCCAUGGAAACCUAGCAUCACUUCCCAUACCAGCAUGAACCUGUUAUCACCCCAUUGUGUAAAUACUGACAGCCAAUUGGUCACGUCUGUUUGUCAAUAUAAACAAACAUGUAAACAUCCAGAGAAAAUGUCUGAACAGUGGAAAAAGUUUAUUUGUAAAAAUCUGUAAAAAUCAAAAGUUCUAUGUAAUAAAAACGUAGAUUUAGAUUAAAUUAUUUGUGAUUCAUAAACAAUGAGAUCAAUAUUCAGAUCACAUGUCUGGAAAUCCAAUCAGACGAUUUGAUCUGAGAAGGUCCUGGAAGAGUUCUGAACGACUUCAAAUCAGUUAAAGCCACAAAACGUGUUUCCGGUGAAUCCGCUCCGCUCAGAUCUUGUGGUGUCUCGUGUUGAAAACUUUUCUGUAAAUUUGUUUUCAUGUGAAAUAAAACCGUGUUUGUGCGACAACA